Molecule: messenger RNA, 4901 nt
Organism: Cololabis saira (Pacific saury)
Lineage: Eukaryota; Metazoa; Chordata; Actinopteri; Beloniformes; Belonidae
Product: coatomer subunit beta'-like
Exons: 21
Coding region: 80-3865 (1261 amino acids)
Biological process (GO): intracellular protein transport; endoplasmic reticulum to Golgi vesicle-mediated transport; intra-Golgi vesicle-mediated transport
Cellular component (GO): COPI vesicle coat
Molecular function (GO): protein binding; structural molecule activity
Source: RefSeq, a predicted model, not a curated record
GCGGCUGGACAUCAAGCGAAGGCUGACGGCUCGCUCAGACCGAGUGAAGAGCGUGGACCUGCAUCCCACCGAGCCGUGGAUGGUGGUCAGCCUCUACGCCGGCACCGUUGUGGUCUGGAACCAUGAGACACAGAUGAUAGUGAAAACCUUCGAGCUGUGCGAUCUGCCCGUCAGAGUGGCCAAGUUUGUAGCCAGGAAGCACUGGAUCAUUACUGGAGCUGAUGACAUGCAGAUCCGAGUGUUCAACUACAACACUCUGGAGAGGGUGUACAUGUUUGAGGCUCACUCUGACUACAUCCGCUGCAUCGCCGUCCACCCCUCCCAGCCCUUCAUCCUCACCAGCAGUGAUGACAUGUUGAUCAAACUGUGGGACUGGGACAGAAAGUGGAUCUGCAACCAGGUGUUUGAGGGACAUAGUCACUAUGUAAUGCAGAUUGUGAUUAACCCCAAAGACAACAACCAGUUUGCCAGUGCCUCCCUGGACAGAACUAUUAAGGUGUGGCAGCUGGGCUCCAAGAUGCCCAACUUCACCCUGGAGGGCCACGAGAAGGGAGUGAACUGUGUGGAUUACUACUGUGGAGGAGACAAACCCUACCUGAUCUCAGGGGCAGAUGAUCACCUCGUCAAGAUCUGGGAUUAUCAGAACAAAACGUGUGUUCAGACCCUGGAGGGUCACGCGCAGAAUGUGACGUGUGUCAGCUUCCAUCCUGAGCUGCCAAUCAUCCUCACAGGCUCUGAGGAUGGUACCGUUCGAGUUUGGCACUCCAACACCUACCGACUAGAAAACACGCUCAACUACGGCAUGGAGCGGGCGUGGUGUAUAGGCGGGCGGCCGGGCUCCAACAGUGUGGCUUUGGGCUAUGAUGAAGGAAGCAUCCUGAUCCAGCUCGGUCGAGAGGAGCCAGCCAUGUCCAUGGACUCCACCGGGAAGGUCAUGUGGGCUCGUCACUCCGAGGUGCAGCAGGCCAACCUGAAGGUGCUGGGAGAGACGGAGAUACAGGAUGGAGAGAGGCUUCCGCUGGGUGUCAAGGACAUGGGAAGCUGUGAGAUUUACCCGCAGAGCAUCCAACACAGCCCCAACGGAAGGUUUGUAGUGGUGUGUGGAGAUGGAGAAUAUAUCAUCUAUACCGCCAUGGCCUUGAGGAACAAAAGUUUCGGCUCUGCACAGGAGUUUGUCUGGGCGCACGACUCCUCACAGUACGCCAUCAGGGAGGGCAACAGCGCGGUGAAUAUAUUUAAGAACUUUAAACAGAAGAAGACAUUCAAACCUGAUUAUGGAGCCGACGGCAUCUUCGGGGGCUUCUUACUGGGAGUGAGGUCCAACAGCGGCUUGGCUUUCUAUGACUGGGAGAACACCGAUUUGAUCCGCCGCAUUGAGAUCCAGCCCAAACAUAUCUUUUGGUCCGACUCUGGGGAGCUGGUAUGUAUCGCAACGGACGAGUCUUUCUUUGUGCUGCGCUACCUGCCAGAGCGGAUUUUAGCGGCCCAGGGGUCCAAGGAAGAGAAGCUGGAGGAUGGGUUGGAGGAUGCUUUUGAGGUGCUGGGGGAGGUCCAGGAGGUGGCUAAGACGGGGGUCUGGGUGGGAGACUGCUUCAUCUACACCACUGCCGUGAACAGACUCAACUACUACGUUGGAGGAGAGAUCAUCACCAUCGCUCACAUGGACAGGACCAUGUAUCUGCUGGGCUACAUCCCGAAGGACGACCGUCUCUACCUUGGAGACAAGGAGCUCAACAUCAUAAGCUACUCUCUGCUCCUUUCCGUGCUGGAAUAUCAGACAGCCGUCAUGAGGAAGGAUUUCAGCACAGCUGACAGGGUUCUGCCCAUAAUCCCAAAGGAGCAGAGGACCCGGGUUGCCCUCUUCUUGGAGAAACAGGGCUUCAGACAGCAGGCGCUGGCUGUAUCCACUGACCCAGAACACAAGUUUGAACUUGCUCUGCAGCUGGGAGAGCUCAGCACGGCCUACCAACUGGCACUGGAGGCAGAGUCGGAGCAGAAAUGGAAGCAGCUGGCAGAAGUUGCUACUACAAAGUGCCAGUUUAGCCUGGCACAGGAGUGUCUAUGCCAAGCUAAGGAUUACGGGGGAUUAUUACUGCUGGCAACCGCUUCAGGCAAUGUGGAGAUGGUGGGCAAGCUGGCUGAGGGGGCAGAGAGCGACGGGAAGACCAACGUGGCCUUCCUCACAUACUUCCUGCAGGGGAGGCUGGAUGAAUGUCUCGACCUUCUUAUCAAAACCAAUCGGUUGCCAGAGGCGGCAUUCCUCGCAAGAACAUAUUUGCCCAGCCAAGUCUCAAGGGUGGUGACGCUGUGGAAGACGAGUCUCUCCCAGGUUAACCAGAAGGCAGCGGAAGCUCUGGCCGACCCCUGCCAGUACAGCAACCUGUUCCCGGACCUGCAGCAAGCCCUGCUGGCUGAGCAGUACCUGCAGCAGACUCACGUCAGGGUCAGACCUGCGGCCGAGUACCCACUUGUCAUGCCGAACGAAGAUCGUCACAUUCUGGAGGAAUCUGCAGGUUUUAUGCCCAAAGCAGAGAUCACUGAGCCCGAGGAAGUGGAGGGUUUGAGUGAGAGCGUAAGUGAACCAGCCGUCACAGAAACGGUACAUUCAGGAGAAGCAGCUGUAGAGGAGCCCGAGUCUCUACAUCAGGAGCCAGAGGACCCUCCUCCUCCUCUUGCUGCAACUACAGAACACGCUGCGCUGAGUCAAGCGCCAUAUGCGUCUUGUGAGGCGGGGGCCACUGAGGACAUCGCUGCUUUGACCUCGGCAGAGGACUACGCUUUGCAAGAGCCUAGUCCAGAGGUUUUAGCCAAGGAGACAGAAACGGUUGAGUCUAGCUCAGUGGAAGACGUCAGUGUUCAGGAAACAGCAGCAGGAGCUGAAGUUCAACCUUCCGCCUGUAUUGCAGAAACAGAAACCAUCGUGACCGCUGAAGAUGCACCGAGGGAAGGAUUAGCAGCAGAGGAUGUCCUAGUUAGUGUUGAUGAGAUGACAAAUACUGACAUUGCAUCAGUAUCUGCAGCAAGUGUGGAAAUAUCAAAUUAUGAUGAAGUGCAAACAGCCUCAGAAGUUCCACCCGCGACGGACACAGAAGUAGAAGAGACCUCUGUUGAAAGCAGUUCUACUUUAGAAACAGCACGUUCACAAGGACCAGUAGAGGAGCUCGACGCCAUCAAAGCCCCAGACAGUCCCGUGUCAGAAGAUGCACCUCUCCCGGUCCAAGCUUCGCCAGAUUUGACCAGUUAUCUUCCACAAGGCUCGACUGGAGACGCAGAGACAUUGCUGGAGCCAGACUCAGCGCAAGAGCCGGAACCAGAGGAACAGGCCACAGCACCUUCAGUGGAAGUAGAGGACAAGUUAGAGCCACAACCAGAGGAACAGGCUACAGUGCCUUCAGUGGAAGUAGAGGACAAGUUAGAGCCACAACCAGAGGAACAGGCCACAGUGCCUUCAGUGGAAGUAGAGGAAAAGUUAGAGCCACAACCAGAGGAACAGGCCACAACACUUUCAGUGGAAGUAGAGGACAAGUUAGAGUCACAACCAGAGGAACAGGCCACGGCGCCUUCAGUGGAAGUAGAGGACAAGUUAGAGUCACAACCAGAGGAACAGGCCACAGUGCCUUCAGUGGAAGUAGAGGACAAGUUAGAGCCAGAUGUCUCCGCCUCAGAGGGAACAUCUGCACAGAGCAAGGUACCGGAGGAGGAGGAGGAAGAGGAGGGAGGGUCCGGGGCAUCUGAGGAACCAGCAAUUGACCUUGAAGCAGAGAUAGAUGAUGAGGACCUGGAUGAUCUUGAUCUGGACAAUUUUGACCUUGACGAUGUAGACGCCACUGAUUUCAACCUAGAAGACGAUCUGCUGGGAGAAUAGAAGCAGCUCAGUGUUUCAGGUUUCUGUGAUCAAAUGUCACAAAGGCCCAUCAGCCAGAGACAAACCAUCAGAACACUCACUUUAAAGGAGCAUGAGGCAAGAAUAAGAAAUGAGACUGAUUAGCACCACGACGACCGUCGGGGUUCCUGCAGCCAACAGCGAAGCCGGCACGGGAGCGCCGUUCAAAUCAAGCUCUAAAUAUGACUUACAAUGUUAUCUUACCUGGUCAGUAGGAAAUGAGCCAUGUCAGCAUCUGUUUUCAGUCCCAAUUCAAGUUGAAGCUGCCUCCAUGACUCAAACGCGUAUCCAAUGUUUACUCGUGCGCCGCCGAGAACGCGCAUGCAGCGUCAUGUGACGUCACAUCCGCAGGACAGCGCGGGAAAUUUGGGCCCGGAAUUGCAGCGCAUUUUGCAGCACACAGCCUGUUCAAGGCAACGGAGAGAUACACUAGAGGGCUCAUUCUUUUUGGUUUGGAACGCUUCAUCUGACAUUAUUACUAGAAAACUUAAAACGUAUACGAUUUUUUUCAUAAAUCCUGCCUCAUGCUCCUUUAAAGUGGGACACAAAUGUGUUAUUGGGCAAAGGGGGAUUAUUUUAUAGAAACAGUGUGUAUUUUAAGGUUGUGAAUUUAAAGGAUUUCUAAACAUUUUUAGAGUUGCUUAGGUAGCAUUUAUGAAGUACACAAGGCCGUUUGCCACCAACACUUCAUGAGAGUUAAGACCUCUACCUCUUAACGUUCCUUAAUCUGUUGAUUAUCUGUUAUUUUAUACUUUACAGGACAAAUCUUAUAAAUGCACAGGAUGCAUUCAGCAAUCCUGAGUGAGCUGUGGACUAGCAAGAUCUAUUCAGCAGUGUUCUCUGCUCUUGUCGUGUAUUUUCAUCUUAACGCUGUUCUUCCCUCAAAAACCCAACAAACAGCAUUGAAGCUGUGAAAAGUGCAUUCCUUCUUGUAAAGAUUUUCCUUUUCUUGUCUUGUGUGAGUUAAACCUCAUACGUGGUGCUGUGAAUCUGGAACAGAUGGAUUAAAACUCCUCUC